UUGAGGAUCAUCGACAGAUACUGUGUUCACCAAAAAAUGCAUGAAAAUAAUCAAUUUUCACCGAUUUUUUGGACGUUGUUAAAUCUUCAGCCUCAAAACGGAUACUCAAAAAUUAAUUUUUUUCAAGUGUAGUUAAAUUAUAUUUAAGAUGCAAUGAAAUUUCACUGUUUUUAAAUAAUGGAAGUUUUCACAGAAAUACAUGAAUAUCAUCAUAAUGAAGAUCUGGAUACAAAUACACAAGUCAUGGUGCCAUCAAAUCCUUCAGAAUGGAAUGCUCACCAUAUCGCUUCGUGGGUGACUUGGUGUUCAAAAACAUUUGCUAUUGACCCCUUGCCAUUACCAGAUCAAUUACCAUUAAAUGGAAAGGAGCUUUUAGAAGUUUCGUCAAAAGAAUGGCAAAAAAUCCCUGGAGGAAAAUAUCUUGCUCGACACUUGGGAUAUCUUAAACUUCACGCAACUGGUGUAUAUAGUCCAGAUCUUUUACAAGAAGAUGAAAUGGGUUGUGUUCUAGAAAGCUUCAGCCUACUCCAACGUACGUGCUCUUUGAUUGGUUCUUCCAAUAAUUCUGCCACAUCGAGAACGGUUAGUGGAGGACAAGUACAACUAUGGCAAUUCCUUCUUGAGCUUCUAUCAGAUUCGUCCAAUUCUUCAUGCAUAGCAUGGGGGGAUUCUAAUGGUGAGUUUAAACUUACUGAUCCUGAUGAAGUCGCCAGAAGAUGGGGACAACGUAAAAGCAAGCCGAAUAUGAAUUAUGACAAACUUUCUCGAGCUCUCAGGUACUACUACGAUAAAAAUAUCAUGACCAAAGUCCAGGGCAAGCGAUAUGCUUACAAAUUUGAUUUUCAUGGUCUAAUGAUAGCUUGCCAAACUCAAGCUGGAGUGACAAUUGAUUCUCAGACACCUCAAAGUAGUUCUGUACGUCAUAAUCAUCAUACUCAUCAUGUUUAUAGCACCACAUCAUCAUUACAGCAUUCAGGAGGACUACAGACGUCAUCUAGACCUCCAGACCCAUAUAAUUGCUGGUCAUAUCCACGAUAUUCUUCGAUUCAAUUCAAAAAAUAAAUUUCUUCUUAUAGUUUAGUCACUUUAAUUUUAAGCCCUAUCUUACUAGGGACCAAUCGUUCUAUGGAGGUAAAAAAUAUUUGAUUCUGGAUUAUUGUAAAACUCACCAAGGAGAGCAUUUGUGCAAAAUAUGUUUACUCGGACACAAUUAUUACUAUUGUUUAGACAAUGUCAAACUUUUGCAACGUGCGUUUUUUACCUUGUACCGCUUAUGUAGUGAAAACCGUGAUAAAUAGGAGAAAAAAUAAGAAUACUUUCUGUGUAUAGAAUCGAAUUUUCUACGAAAAAAAUUUGCAAUAGUACCUUUUAAUCAUUGAAAAGGAGUGAAGCUACUUCAUCCUAAAGAGCCACACGCACGAUGCAUGCCAGGUAAGAAAAACUGUGACAUUCAGAAUAUUAACCCUUCGUCGGUCGCGUCCAAAUUUCGACCUUGUUCGGUCGCGCCGCGGGAAAUCGCCGUAAGGUUAAUUUUCUUCCGACGUUGCCAAUUCCUUUAAUAGCAAUUCGGCGCACAGUUUAAAUAUUACUUGAUUUCAAUUUUUAGUACUUAUUGAAAAGAAGAAAAGUUUUUCAUUUUUCCUAUAAAUGAAAAAUCUU
Messenger RNA from Chelonus insularis, 1659 nucleotides. Its product is annotated as ETS domain-containing transcription factor ets-5-like. The transcript has 4 exons. Bases 178 to 1062 code for a protein of 294 amino acids. NCBI's taxonomy places the organism in Eukaryota, Metazoa, Arthropoda, Insecta, Hymenoptera, Braconidae. Gene Ontology annotation, cellular component: nucleus. The record is from RefSeq and is a predicted model, not a curated record. Gene Ontology annotation, biological process: cell differentiation; regulation of transcription by RNA polymerase II. Gene Ontology annotation, molecular function: sequence-specific DNA binding; DNA-binding transcription factor activity, RNA polymerase II-specific.